AUGUCGAACUUUUUCACGAUGCUCCGCCGGAGGAAGGAGCUCAUCCCCCUGAUCGGCCUGAUGGCCACCGCCGCCUCGUUCUGUACCAGCGCCGAUUACUUCCUCGUCACCAAGAGCGAUGUCAUAAUCGAUAAGACGCACAAUCCUACCCCAUGGGAGAACAUAGACCCGAACAAACCUCAGAAGUUCAUGACCGUCAGUCAGAAAUGGAAACCCGUGGAUGAACUGCAGAUGGUGAAAGGUUACACCAAGUGAGGAGUGUGCGAAUCCUGAGCGCGUAGGUGAGCAGACAAAUGCUGAGUCAUUCUGUCCAAUCAUCCCUGAACUCUGCAACUGCUCUCGCUACAGAUUUCAAAAUUCAUCAGGAAAUGACAACUUUCUCUCUCUCAUUGUAACCCUCAGGCCAUCGUGUGGAAGCAUCAAAUAUAUCUAACUCAUUACAUUCUAUUUAACAAAUUGUGUAAAUUAAAAAAUAAACGAAGAUUUUUAUUCUAUUGAAUAACA
Molecule: messenger RNA, 504 nt
Organism: Leucoraja erinaceus (little skate)
Lineage: Eukaryota; Metazoa; Chordata; Chondrichthyes; Rajiformes; Rajidae
Gene: coxfa4l3
Product: chromosome 33 C15orf48 homolog
Source: RefSeq, a predicted model, not a curated record